Rhineura floridana is the source of this 2651-nucleotide messenger RNA. It is a transcript of the gene TMCC2, whose product is annotated as transmembrane and coiled-coil domain family 2. Gene Ontology annotation, biological process: amyloid precursor protein metabolic process. The record is from RefSeq and is a predicted model, not a curated record. Gene Ontology annotation, cellular component: endomembrane system. Lineage: Eukaryota; Metazoa; Chordata; Lepidosauria; Squamata; Rhineuridae.
AGCAGGUGCCCAAAACAUUAAAAGGAAGGGAGAAGAUAUGCGCUUAUGGGAAGGGAAUUUGCAGUCAUGCAAGGCGGCGCGAAGAUCUGGAUCGCUUUUUUGCUUUUCUAAACAGUGAGUAGGAUUACUAGGAGAGGAGGAGAAGGGGGAGGGUGAUUAUCAGUGCAUGUCAUUUGCACACUCACCCGCAUCGAAUUCCAGCAAGUGCUUUUUGCAGUUUUAAUUGCAGCCAAAGUUUGGGGGAGGAGGAAGAGGGUCGGUGGUGGUUCUAGUCCUGCUGCUACCCAGUGCAGUGCGUUUGGAUGGAGACAUCUUCUCCCCAGCUCCUCCCUAUGGCCUGUCCGGCUCCCUGCAUCUCACAGGUGUAAGGAACUUCAGUCUUCAGUCGUGAUCAAGCCGGUCUGGCCCUCCUCUCGCUUUCCGUCGUGUUCCCUUCCUUUCUUUUCUCUCCUAAUUUUCAUCUGCAAUGCUUUCAAGAAGCAGAAGUGCAAGCCCGACCUCUCAGCCAGAAUGAAGAGGUGCAAAUCGGAUGAGCUACAGCAACCAGAGGAAGAGUUUGCUGGGGCUGAAGAUGCCCCUAUUCUGUCUACCAUGGAUACCAAGCCUGGGGAUUUGGCUACUGCCCUGUCAGAUGUGGCUGCCUCAAAUCCAAACCCUGUACCUCAUCCUGUUACCCGGAGUAAGCCUCCUGAUUUAAAAAAGAUACAACAGCUGUCUGAGGGAUCUAUGUUUGGACAUGGCCUUAAGCAUCUUUUCCAUAGCCGCAGACGGUCCCGGGAACGGGAACACCAGAACUCCCAGGAGUCAUCACAGCAGCACUGUGGCCUGUCUGACCAUGACUCCCCUGAUGAAAAAGAGCGCUCCCCCGAGAUGCACCGUGUCUCCUAUGCCAUGUCUCUCCAUGAUCUCCCAGCUCGACCCACCGCCUUCAACAGGGUGUUGCAGCAGAUUCGCUCCCGUCCUUCCAUUAAGAGGGGGACCAGCCUGCACAGUGGUAGUCGCCGAGCCAAGAGUGGUUCCCUGGAACCCCAGAAAAGUAGCCCACACCUAGUGCGCAAGGCUCCCCAGGAUAGCAGCCUGACAGCAAUAUUGUACCAACACCAAGGCCGGCCAAGAUCUUCAUCUACCACUGACACCGCUAUCCUUAUGGCUGAAAGUGGGACCGUGUAUCUCCUGGCAGAAGAGUCAGAGUGCCUCACUGACAAGUUGGAUAAAGGGGAUGUGAGCCAACUCAGCCUGCCUUCCAGUACAAGCCACAGUGAUGCUGACGGCAACAUCUGCCUUGAUGUUCCAGAUGGCAACCCAGACCCACAGAGGACAAAAGCUGCCAUUGACCAUCUGCACCAGAAGAUCCUUAAGAUCACUGAGCAGAUCAAGAUUGAGCAAGAGGCCCGAGAUGACAACGUGGCUGAGUACCUGAAGCUAGCUAACAAUGCCGACAAGCAGCAGGCCUCUCGUAUCAAGCAGGUCUUUGAGAAGAAGAACCAGAAGUCAGCCCAGACCAUUGCCCAGCUGCACAAGAAGCUUGAACAUUACCACAGGAAGCUAAAGGAGAUUGAACAAAAUGGGCCCUCGCGCCAGCCCAAAGAUGUCUUCCGGGACAUGCACCAGGGCCUCAAAGACGUAGGGGCCAAUGUCCGCUCCAGCAUCAGUGGCUUUGGAGGUGGUGUGGUGGAGGGUGUCAAGGGUGGACUGUCAGGCCUUUCUCAAGCCACACACACAGCUGUAGUCUCCAAACCCCGUGAGUUUGCAAGUUUGAUCCGUAACAAAUUUGGGAGCGCAGACAACAUUGCCCACUUAAAGGACACACUAGAUGAUGGGCACCCUGAAGAGGCCUCACGGACUCUGAGUGGUAGUGCCACUCUGGUGUCUAGUCCUAAAUACGGCAGUGACGAUGAGUGCUCCAGUGCCACUUCUGGCUCAGCAGCAGGUAGCAACUCUGGGGCAGGUCCUGGUGGUUUGGGCAGCCCCAAGUCUAACACCUUGGACAGUCACCACUAUAAUUUGGAGACUAUCAUAGAAGAACUUAGAGAGAUUAAGGACAUUCAAUCACAUCUUGAGGACUCCAUGGAAGACCUCAAGGCCCAGCUGCAACGAGACUAUACUUACAUGACUCAGUGCUUGCAGGAAGAGCGUUACAGAUAUGAGCGCCUAGAAGAGCAGCUGAAUGACCUGACAGAGCUUCACCAGAAUGAGAUGACCAAUCUCAAGCAGGAGCUGGCUAGCAUGGAGGAGAAGGUGGCUUACCAGUCCUAUGAGAGAGCCAGGGACAUCCAGGAGGCUGUGGAAUCCUGCCUGACUCGCGUCACCAAGCUGGAGCUUCAGCAGCAGCAGCAACAGGUGGUGCAGCUGGAAGGGGUGGAGAAUGCCAAUGCCCGGGCCCUGCUGGGCAAAUUCAUCAAUGUCAUCUUGGCCUUGAUGGCCGUGCUGCUGGUCUUUGUCUCCACCAUUGCUAAUUUCAUCACGCCCUUGAUGAAGACCCGCAUGCGUCUCUUGAGCACCACCCUGCUAGUGCUUUUUCUCUUCCUCCUCUGGAAGCACUGGGACUUCAUCACCUAUCUUCUGGAACAUGUGCUGCUCCCUAGCUGAUUCUCCUGGCAGCCAGAUGCCGGGGCUGCAGCAUGUUUGGUUUUUUUUCUCUUGAGGAGAGG